AGCUGGAGGGGGACUGGGGGACCCCCCCCGAGACAGGGACCCCCCCCGGCGUGGGGACCCCCCCGGACAGGGGGAGUCCUCCACUCACGGGGACCCCCCCGGACAUGGGGCCCCCCCCGCCCGUGGGGAUCCCUGAACCCACGGCACCCCCCCCACAAAAAGGGGGCCCCAUGGGGGCUCCCCCCACCCAAGUCCCGGCCCCCCCCCCCACCUGCGGGGACCCCCCCGGCCACAGAGGCCCCUUUCCAUAAAGGGCCCCUCCCCCCAAUGGGAAAAGCCCGCCAAAACGGGGCCCCUUCCCCAAAAGAGCACCCCACGUCCCACUCGGUGUCCCCCCCCGACGACCCCCCCACAUCGCAGGGCCGCCCCUUAGCCCGGGGGGCCCCCCCGCGGACACCGCCCCCAGGCUGUGCAGCUCCCCCGGGCACGGAGCCCCCCCGAGCCCCCCCUGAGGAGCCGGAGGCGGGGCCAGUCCCGGUGGAGGCGGGGCCAGCCCAAGAAGAGGCGGGGCCAGCCCAGGCAGAGGCGGGGCCAGCCCUGGAGGAGGCGGGGCCAGCCCAGGCAGAGGCGGGGCCAGCCCUGGAGGAGGCGGGGCCAUCCCAAGAAGAGGCGGGGCCAUCCCAAGAAGAGGCGGGGCCAGCCCCGGUGGAGGCGGAGCCAGCCCCGGCGGAGGCGGAGCCAGGCCAGGCAGAGGCGGGGCCAGCCCAGAAGGCGGGGCCAGCCCGGGAGGAGGCGGAGCCAGCCCUGGAGGAGGCGGAGCCAGCCCAGGUGGAGGCGGGGCCAGCCCUGGAGGAGGCGGGGCCAGCCCAGGUGGAGGCGGGGCCAGCCCUGGAGGAGGCGGAGCCAGCCCAGGUGGAGGCGGGGCCAGCCCUGGAGGAGGCGGGGCCAGCCCUGGAGAAGGUGGGGCCAGCCCAGGAGGAGGCGGGGCCAGCCCAGGCAGAGGCGGAGCCAGCCCAGGCAGAGGCGGGGCCAGCCCUGGAGAAGGCGGGGCCAGCCCAGGUGGAGGCGGGGCCAGCCCAGGCGGAGGCGGGGCCAUCCCGGGAGGAGGCGGGGCCAGUCCCGGCGAUCCCGGUCCCGGAGCCGGUGGCGGAGCUGCGGACGGCGCUGGCGGCGGAGCGGCGCGGGCGGGCGGCGCUGGAGCGGGAGCUGGGGCUGCUGCGGAUGGCGGGGCAGGGGCUGGCCCGGCGCCUGCAGGAGGCCGAGAGCCGCAACCUGGAACUGGAAGCGAAGCUGCGGCGGCUACAGAGCCCCCCGCGGGGGCCCGGUGCCCCCCCGCACGAAGGAGGCACGGGGCAGCACCCCACCAUCCCAGCCCCCCCUGCGGAGCCCCCGGCGGACCCCGGCAGCGGGGGCCCCCCCCGGCUUUUCCGCUCCCCCCUGGGGGUGCCCCUGUCCCGGCACCUCCUGCUCUGGGCCCGGGUCCCCCAUCCCGGUGCCACCAAGGACUGCCUGCUGCUCUGCGCCGCCGGCCUGCGACCCCCUGCCCCCCCGGGGACCCCCCCAUGAAGGGGGGUGGGGGGGGCCACGGCAGCCGGGCUCACCAGCACCCCCUCUUCUUGCACUUGACCCCCCCCCCUCCUUCCCCACAGCGUGUGUGUGUGUGUGGGGGGACACCCCAACACCCCCUCCCUGUACAUAGCCCCCCCCAUAACCACUAGGCAUAAGGGGGGGGACCCCAGGCGUCUGGCACCACCCCCCCCUAGAAAUGAGGGGGGUGUGUCACACUGUUGCCCCCAUGACCGGCAACGAGGGGCAGCAGGAUCCGACCCCCCCCACCUCCAAUAUGAGGGGGGGGACCUGACCCCCCCUUUUUGCCACCCUGGAGGGCCCCCCCAGGGCCCCCCCACUAGUAAUUUAUUUGUAGGGACGCCCCACGUUUGCACUAAGCCCCCUGUUAUUUAUACACCCCCUCCUCGGUUUUUGCCCCCCCCCCCCUCAUUUUUUUUGCCCUCUCGCGCUUCUUGACCCCCCCCGUUU
This is a messenger RNA of Tyto alba (common barn owl), 1977 nucleotides long. RefSeq names its product skin secretory protein xP2-like. Bases 268 to 1506 code for a protein of 412 amino acids. Gene Ontology annotation, biological process: protein phosphorylation. Gene Ontology annotation, molecular function: ATP binding; protein serine/threonine kinase activity. The record is from RefSeq and is a predicted model, not a curated record. Lineage: Eukaryota; Metazoa; Chordata; Aves; Strigiformes; Tytonidae. The transcript is spliced from 6 exons.